Molecule: messenger RNA, 3236 nt
Organism: Penaeus vannamei (Pacific white shrimp)
Lineage: Eukaryota; Metazoa; Arthropoda; Malacostraca; Decapoda; Penaeidae
Gene: beta-Man
Product: beta-mannosidase
Biological process (GO): carbohydrate metabolic process; glycoprotein catabolic process
Molecular function (GO): beta-mannosidase activity
Source: RefSeq, a predicted model, not a curated record
AGAAAUAGAAAUACGAGAAAGAGAAAGAGAAAUAGAAAUACGAGAAAGAGAAAGAAAAAGACAGAAAAACAGAGAAAUCAUGGUCCCCAAUCCCUUGAACCGUGAGCGAGAGGCCCGGAGAGAAGGACCAUGGUGGCGUGUGUAUGCCCCAGUCCUCUUAUGUGUGGCCGUGAUGUGUGCUGUUGCCAGUUACCUCGCCUAUGCCGCCUAUGCCAGCACUCACACGUCACAUGACACGAUAAUUAUGAUAGAGUCUAAUUGGUCCCUGAGGAAUGGAAAUGGAACUAUCAGCGUUGGAGGGACUGUGCCAGGGGGGGUGUACACGGACCUCCUCUUUGCCAAUGUACUGAAGGGGGGAGACUUCUACUACCGCUACAAUGAUUUCGAGUACCGCUGGGUAGCCAAUGAUAACUGGACUUAUUCUACGACGUUUGAUGUUGACCCAAAAUUAGUGGAACAUGAACGAGUAGCGCUGAUCUUUGAUGGAUUAGACACAGCAGCCGAGGUUUUGGUUAACUCUAAGACCGUGGGGGAGUCUAAUAACAUGUUUGUCAGAUAUGUCUUCGAUGUGAAGGAUUAUCUAGAGGGUACAACAGUAAACCUUGAUGUUGCAUUCCGAUCACCUGCUGAGUACGCCACCCAGAAGUACAACGAACAGGCUGUAAACUACAUAGUUCCACCAAAGUGUGUAGAUCCAGCAUUCAAAGGGAUAUGCCAUGCCAACCACAUUCGCAAGAUGCAGGCCUCUUUCAGCUGGGAUUGGGGUCCAGCCUUCGCGAAUUUGGGGAUAUGGAAGGACUGGCACCUAGUGGGAUGGAACUCCUUGCUCGUCAAAAACAUCAUGUUUGCUGCCCAUCCAACAUCUGCUCUGCCCUCCGUCCCAAACCACGAUUUCAAACCCGGCUGGGAUGUCACUGUGAAGGUGCUGUGCGACUCGGCCAUCGAACAAGGACAAAUGGAGGGAAGUGUCUACGUGUCUCUGGCAGAUAUCUUUAGCAUGAAGUAUACAGUCACUGCCGUCAUUGAAAAUUAUGAGACAAUGCUCACCUUCAAUUUCACCCUUGAAGAGAAUCAAGUAGACAUGUGGUGGCCCAAUGGCUAUGGUUCCCAGCCUUUAUACGAACUUUCGGCCGUCUGGAAGAAUACGGACCAGAGUGAAGAGUCUACAGCAAGUGUGCGGGUUGGGUUCCGAACAGUAGAUCUGAACCAAGAUUAUGUCAAUGAGACUGAUCCAACAAAAGGUCGGCACUAUAGGGUGAUAGUGAACAAUGUUACAAUGUUCAUGAAAGGCACCAAUUGGAUACCUGCUCAUGUGCUGCCAGAGAUGGUGACAGAGCAAUACACAAGGGAACUUUUGAAGGCAGCGGCUGAUACACAUCAAAACUGCAUUCGAGUGUGGGGUGGCGGCAUCUACGAGACUGAUGUCUUUUAUGAGAUUGCUGAUGAGCUUGGACUUCUGAUAUGGCAAGACUUCAUGUUCGCUUGCAGUAUGUACCCUGUCGAUGAACCAUUCCUUGAGACAACGAAGAUGGAGAUCAAAAUGCAGAUUCAACGUCUUCAACAUCACCCAAGCAUUCUUCUCUGGGCUGGUAACAAUGAGAAUGAGGCAGCAUUAAGGGGCAACUGGUAUGGAACAGCAUCAGACUUUGAACUCUAUAAGAGAGACUACAUAAAGCUGUAUGUAGACACAAUAAAAACAGUUGCAGUGGAAACAGAUGACAGUCAUCCCUUUGUCAUAAGUUCUCCAAACAAUGGUAUUGAAUCGGAGGAAGAAGGUCACGUGGCCAAUAAUCCAUACAGUACACUCUAUGGUGAUGUCCACUACUACAAUUACCUUAGUGAUGCUUGGCUUGGUCAUGCUACGCCAAGAACAAGGUUUGCUUCUGAGUACGGCUUCCAGUCUUGGCCUGUCUUCAGGACAAUGAAGGCUGUGACUACAGAAGAGGACUGGAAUAGAGAGUCAGCUAUGAUGUACCACCGACAACACCACCCAGGCGGACAGGCAGAACUCGCAUUGCAAAUUGGGUUGCAUAUGCACAUGCCUCCCCAAGAUGGAUCUGUUGAAGUUUAUGAAUAUUAUCUCUAUCUCAGCCAGAUUCACCAGGCAGUGGCUAUAAAGACUGAAACAGAAUUCUACCGUCGUGCGAUGAGUGAGCUGAAUGAGAAAGGAGAAGGAUAUACGAGUGGAGCUCUUUACUGGCAGCUAAAUGAUAUCUGGCAGGGAGCUUCUUGGGCCUCUAUAGAGUAUGGUGGUCGCUGGAAGAUGCUUCACUAUUAUGUAAAGAAAUUCUUUGAUCCAGUCCUUGUCUCAAUGUAUGUGGAGAAUGAAAAGUUGUUUGUCUACAUAGUAAGUGAUCUUGUACAUCCUGUUGAUGAUCUGCGAUUGGUGAUUGAUCUGCAUCGUUAUGACAAGAAGGAGAGAGUUCGCAAUAUAAGUGACACUGUUAUUGUUUCACCAUCUGAGGCCAGUUUAGUAAUGGAAUUAGACAUGUGGCAAGACCUACAAAUGGAUAGACUGUGCACAUAUGAUCUCUACGAUGAAGAAGAUGUGUGCUUUGUCGUGUCUCAUCUUUACCAUUCUGAUGGCUCUCUUGCAGCACCUGAUAAUUUCCACUUGUUUGGAAAGCCUAAGGAUGCUUUCUUACCCCAUGCUACAGUCUCGUUGGACAGCAUCUCUGGCCCGACAGAAACACAGCACAGUAACUGGACCUUCAACAUGACCGUCAAGAGCGAUGAGGUAGCGCUCUUCGUGUGGCUUGAGGUGGACUACCGUGGCGUCUUCUCAGAUAAUGGAUUCCUAAUGACUGGGGAUGUGGUAGUGGAAUUCUAUGCCUAUGAGGAGGUUUCUCUCAGUGAGAUAGAGGGAAGUAUCUCUGUCAUAUCUCUUACUGAUACAUAUAGCAAAGAGAGGGUGUCUACGAACCUCAUUGACAGAGCCUUUCAUCCGAAUGACAUUAUGAAUGUGGUUCAUUUUUGAAACAGAUAUUUUGUAACUCGAAGUACUGGUUAAUAUUAGUUCCAAUGUAUGAUGAAUACACUGAUUCAUACAAAAGGCAAGUGAGCAUUGUUUUUAUGAUAUGUUAAAUAGAAGCUGUUCUUUUGGGAAAUAUAUAAGCAGAGCGUAGUGAAGGGUUAUUUAGGAAGAGGGUAUAUCAUUAAUAUUUUGACAUUAUAUUACAGUAUAAUAUACCAAACAAGUCCUGGUACCUGAUAUGUGAAAUAAAGGGCAUACUUUA